Diabrotica balteata is the source of this 507-nucleotide messenger RNA. The record is from the annotation of a GenBank genome assembly. Lineage: Eukaryota; Metazoa; Arthropoda; Insecta; Coleoptera; Chrysomelidae.
AUGACAAACUGUAGUAGUGACUCACCUGUUGCAUUGGUGUUUGUAAUGGAUUCCAACAAUCUAGGUGGUAGUAGUUCGAGACCUAGAAGAUUUUUUUUACUUUACAUCGUUGCCAAUAUUUUUUCACGAGGUGUGAUAAAAUGUUUUCAGGAAUUGCAGUACGCCUUUAUCGUGAAAAUGUGGCGAACACUUUUGCCGACUUUGAUUCCAAUGCUGGUGAAUGCCAAAAUGGAUUGUUCAAAAACUGAGUAUGAUAGAUGCAUACGAAUAGCUGAUCCUUUGGUUAAAGAAGCCCAUUUAGUUUUUCCGGAUAAUUUAAAUGACAUAGAUUUAGUUUGCAAUACGUGGAAUCAGUUUGUAGAUUGUUUAAAGGAAUAUACAGAUGAAUGUUUCACAGACCAACAGAGAAGACAGUUUAAUAGGGCUGUGGAGAGUCCAAUUGAAAGCGUACAUGAAAUGUGUACUCAACCUACCUAUCAAAAAGGUAACUUUUACAUUCUGAAUUGA